Messenger RNA from Nanorana parkeri, 609 nucleotides. It is a transcript of the gene RAB41, whose product is annotated as RAB41, member RAS oncogene family. The transcript has 7 exons. Bases 25 to 552 code for a protein of 175 amino acids. Lineage: Eukaryota; Metazoa; Chordata; Amphibia; Anura; Dicroglossidae. The record is from RefSeq and is a predicted model, not a curated record. Gene Ontology annotation, molecular function: GTP binding; GTPase activity.
AAGACGUCUCUGAUCACCCGCUUCAUGUAUGACAGCUUCGAUAACACCUACCAGGCCACCAUUGGUAUCGAUUUCCUUUCCAAGACUAUGUACCUGGAGGAUCGCACGGUGCGGCUGCAGCUCUGGGACACCGCCGGACAGGAGCGCUUUCGCAGCUUGAUCCCCAGCUAUAUACGCGAUUCCACCAUAGCAGUGGUGGUGUAUGACAUCACAAAUCUGAAUUCCUUCCAGCAGACAUCCAAAUGGAUAGAUGACGUGCGGACAGAGAGGGGAAGUGAUGUCAUCAUUAUGCUUGUGGGGAAUAAGACGGAUCUGGCAGAUAAGAGACAAAUCACCACCGAGGAGGGAGAGCAGAGGGCCAAGGAGCUCAGCGUGAUGUUCAUUGAAACUAGUGCCAAGACCGGGUACAAUGUCAAUUAUCUCUUCCGUCGCGUCGCCGCUGCUUUACCCGGCAUGGACAGCACGCCAGAGAAGAGUAAAGAGGACAUGAUUGACAUCAAGUUGGAGAAGCCCCCCGAGCAGCCGGUGACGGAAAGCGGCUGCUCCUGCUAACACCUCCGGAUAUUCCAACGGUCUGCACCGGAGAUCCCGCUGCCGUCCAAAUGCAUC